Molecule: messenger RNA, 1533 nt
Organism: Penicillium mononematosum
Lineage: Eukaryota; Fungi; Ascomycota; Eurotiomycetes; Eurotiales; Aspergillaceae
Product: senescence-associated domain-containing protein
Exons: 2
Coding region: 1-1533 (510 amino acids)
Biological process (GO): cell division
Cellular component (GO): plasma membrane
Source: RefSeq, a predicted model, not a curated record
AUGUCGAGCACAGCAAACGAUCCGCGACUGCUAUACAGCGUCAACAACAUCCGUGCUUUUCAUAUUCAAGAUGGUGAGGAGCAGGACCUCACGCCGUCCGGUCCUCAAACCCUAUCAUUGCUAAUGGUCCCCACCAACACCCCUGCUGCUGGCCCGGGGACAGAUUGGCCUGAAGAUUCACCGGAAGAGGAUUUCUAUCUUCAUCUGUACCUCCCACCUGAGCUCGAUCUUGCGAUACCAGCGACUACACAGAUCUUUCACCAACCUCCUGACAGUUAUCUGAUUCCCCGCUGGGACAUGGGUCCCGAUGCUGGCGCCUUCAUUCGCAUUCAGUUCCCUAGCAUUGGCACAGGCCCCAGCAACGUAUCCCAGGAUGAUAUCGACACAUUUGAAUCCAUCCUUGCGCAGUGCACUGCAUUCCUCGAGCGCACCCCGCACCCGAAAGCUCAGGACCAUACUGCUUAUAACCCGGCUGACUACGCACCCGGCGAGGGUUAUGUUGGGGCCCCGGAUACAAAGAACGCAGAUGCGCAUGGGAGAAUUGUCCUCGUGGAUGAAGAAAACGGCAGUGUGGUUGGGGAGCUAGGAGAUGGUUACAAUGUAGUUGAGGAUGCCGACGUGAAGCCUGGUUCUAAAAGACCGGUAGGAAUUGAACUCCCUGCAGAAGGCGGAGGCAACCAAGUCAGUGUCAGCAAUGUCUCCGAAGAAUACCUGGCAAUGGCCCGGCACCCAGCAUAUAAGAACUCGACACUGGUUCAGAGUUCAGCUACAGCAUCUCGUCUACUCGUGACCGGAUCGACGUAUCUGGCAAAUGCCAUCGCAAGCGGCGCGGAGAAUUUCCAAAAGAGGACGCAGCCAAAUGUCACGCCUCUAAAGUUCUCAGACGCUACUCACGCGCGCAUCCGCAAGGUCGGCACUCUAUCCAACGGAGCAGCUGAUAUUUCUGCUCGCACAGUCGGACAGGUCGGCAAGGUUGCACAGAACCUAGGUGCGUCAUUAGCGCGCAGGCAAGAAUCCGGCCGAAACAAGGGCAUCGACAAGCGCAACCCGCCACCAGAAUACAAGCCCGGUGUGCUGAACAAAUCAAUGAUCGCAUUCUCAACCCUGGCCGACGGCAUCGAGCAGGGCGCCCGGAACAUGCUCUUCUCCGGUGCCGGAGCCGCCAGCUCCAUGAUCGGACACCGCUACGGCAAUGAGGCAGGCUCCGUCGCAACCAACCUGACAGGCGGAAUCAAGAACGUUGGAUUGGUUUACAUCGACGCCACGGGUGUCAGUCGCCGUGCGCUUUUGAAGUCUGUUGCCAAGGGCAUGGUUGUUGGAAGAAUGCGCGACGGCCAACAGGUUGUCGUCGGCGGUGGUGACGGCGGCCAGGUUCCAGCUAACGCUGUGGAGGCUGCUUCAGGCCCUUCUGGCUUGAGCGCCCGAGACCCUGUUGUGCGGCGCGCGUCGCCUAACCCCACACCGCCUCCUGCAUAUGGUGCGUCGGGGACAAUGUCCCUCAGCGGGUCAUCCAUGCCAGGGGGUAAGCGGUAA